AGUAGACAAGUUGGUUUUGCAAGAGUAUACCGUUUGUCCUCGGCGCACGGAUGGUAUGCUUGGGGCUGUAGUGAUGUCUUCUUGUUCUUGUGACGCCUCCUUGUCCACCACUAUAAGGAUUUGGCAGCUGGAGGGAUAGUUUGGGGGUGGUUUAUGAAGAGAAGUGAUGGGGAAGGGUGAAGCGAUCGGUGGGGUGUGAGAUGAGAUGGUGUGACACGUCUGCAGUUAGUUGUGGUGGUGUUACUGUCGUGUGUCUGGGUGAAGCUGGUUGACUGCCUGGUUGACUGAUUGACUGGUUGACUGGCUGACUGACUGGUUGAUUGGUUGACUGACUGGUUGAAUGGCUGGUUGAUUGGUUGCCUGACUGACUGACUUGCUGGUUGACUGACUGAGAGCUUGCUGGGUUCUUACUUGCUGACUGACUUAUCUGUUAGCUUGAUGGGUUUCUCUGGGUGAGCUGACUGACUUAGGUACUGACUGACUGAUUUACUGACUGUCUUAGCUGACUGACUGACAGCUUGAUGCGAUUCUCUUGGUGAGCUGACUGACUGACUGGUUGACUGACCGAAUGACUGACUGGGUGGUUGACUAACGGAUUGGCUGACUGUUAGAUUGACGGGUUGGUUGACAGGACGACAGUUUGAGAGCGGCGUAACAAUGAUAGCACAGUCGUCGCUUCGUUCACUCAGUAGGAGGAUAAAGAGUUAGGGAAGCGAUGUAGCGGGUGACGUGUUGGGCAGAGUUCUCCCUCAGGGCCUGUUGCUGCUCCCUCGUCUCGCCGUGUUCUCCGUCAAGCCUCGUCAGCAGUGAAUAGCGGAGGUGAAUAUGGGCGGCGGCGGCGGCGGCGUGGAGCUGCUGACACGGUGGGCGGCGCGCAGGUACGGGCGGCUGGUGCUGGCGGGCGGCCUGUCCACCUUCCUGAUGCUGAACCUGACGCUGCACGCCGGCGCCGGCCUGCACUACUACUGCAGCACCGAGUGCCUGGAGGGCGUGCUGGCGGCGCCGCUCACCUCGCUGGACCGGGACGUCAUCCUGCACAUCAAGGAGCGCUGGCUGGACCCUCCGGCCCCGCGCGGCGCCUACAAGCCGUCCUUCCCUCUGGAUCAGCCGCCCUGGGCCUCCCUGGGCAGCUGGGGCGAGGCCUACAAGUUCAUCAACGACUACUUCAAGCAGUACAAGAGACCCGGCAACUUCGUGGAGAUCGGGGCGCAGGACGGGGAGUUCAUGUCGCUCACGCUGUACCUCGAGCAGGUGAUGGGCUUCCGCGGGCUGCUGGUGGAGCCGAACCCGAGGGACUACGCCGCGCUCCGGGCCAAGCAACGCGCCUCCACCUCCAUCAACGCGUGCGCCACCCCGAAGAUAAGCCACCGCAAGGACACGCUAUGGCUGAGACACGUCCCCGACAACCUGCCUCCUCUCUUAAGCCGCAUGCAGGCCGGCAGCAACAGGCUUCUGCAAUACGUGGCCAAAGAGGACCGAGACUUGGGGCAGACGGUGGAGGUGCAGUGCUUCAACGCCGGGGCCCUGGCGGUGGCGGCGCUGCGCUCGGUGUUGGUGGAUCUCCUUGUCAUCUCCACGCACGGCGGCGAGAUGGACAUCCUCAAGUAUAUCCCCCUCUCCGUGAAAUUAAGGAUGGUCGUGGUGGUGGUUCCGCUAGCCACGACCGAGGAGCGGGAGGCCUUUAACGAGCUGGCGUCGCAUCGAGGGUUGGUCCAAGCCUUCGACAAGUACAACAUCCACAUCUUGGUGCCGAAGGAGGAGGUGAAGAUCGUGUGAGUCGGCGAGAGAGAGGGAGAG
Eriocheir sinensis (Chinese mitten crab) is the source of this 1797-nucleotide messenger RNA. RefSeq lists its product as uncharacterized. The record is from RefSeq and is a predicted model, not a curated record. Lineage: Eukaryota; Metazoa; Arthropoda; Malacostraca; Decapoda; Varunidae. The transcript has 7 exons. The coding region runs from base 826 to 1776 and encodes 316 amino acids.